CAGUAUGCCCCUUGAAAUCAGACACCAUACUUAUCUUGUGACAAUACUACCAGGGGUUUUUGUGAGAAAGGAAGGUUCCAAGGGCCAAGUGAAAAAAGGCUAUUGUGGUUCAUAUAAGAAAAAAAAGGCCAAAUCCAAUGGGCCAAGUCAAUUGAAGGAACUACGCAACUUGGGAGGAUAUUUACAAAUUGAAAAUCUGGGACAUGGAAAAGAUGAGGCGCGGGAAUGUAAAGAUGCAAAUUUAAAGGAGAAACAUCACCUUCAACGACUAUUAUUAGAGUGGGAUGCCUCCGAGUGGAAGGGCUUCAGCCACAUCCAAAUCUCAUAGCGUUGGAAUUGCAGAAUUAUAUGGGUGUGAGAAUUCCAAGUUGGGUCUCUUCUCUCACUAAUCUUGUUCAUUUUGGAUUAAAUAAAAAUAGGAGAUUGCAGCACCUCCCAUUGUUAAAUCAACUCCCUUUUCUCAAGUUUGUCACUCUUGUUGAAAUGGAAGCACUUGAAUACAUAUGGAUAGAUGAAGAGAGUGUUAGUAACGUGUUGGGAGCUUCCUCUUCUUCUUCUUCUUCUUCAAAAACAUCAUUCUUCCCAUCCUUAUCUUCUCUUGAAAUAAGAUAUUGCCUAAAAGUGAAGGGAUGGUGGAGGAAUUUAGAUGAUGAUGAUAAUGAGCCACGCCAUCUCUUACUUCCAUCUCUCUCAGAAUUAGUGAUUGAAAAAUGCCCUAACCUGACUUAUAUGCCCGCAUUUCCAUAUUUGAAAGAAAGGCUGGAAUUGAGUGGGUGUAGCUGGAAGGUAUUGGAGCAGACAAUGAAAAUGAAAAUGGGAGCGGCAACCACACCAACCUACUUUCCUCUCUCUCAAUUACAGAAAUUACAAUUAGAUCAGAUUAGCAAUUUCGAUUCUCUUCCAGAGGAGGGGUUGCGGAACCUCAUUUCUCUCCAGGAACUCUAUAUACAAAGCUGCGAUGGACUAGUUUCUCUCCCUUGGAUAGGCAUCCUCACAUCACUGCAAACCCUUAAAAUUAUGAGAUGUCCCAAUCUGACAUCACUUCCUCAAGAGAUUCGCAAUCUCACCUCUUUAAAAGAGUUGUACAUUUCUGGUAGUCCCAAUCUGACGUCAAUUCCUCAAGAGAUUCGCAAUCUCACCUUUUUAAAAGAGUUGUACAUUUCUGGUUGUCCCAAUCUGACUACACUUCCUCAAGAGAUUCGCAAUCUCCCUUUAAUAGAGUUGACAAUUUCUGGUUGUCCCCUCUUAGGGCAAAGAUGCAAGAGGCAAAUAGGUGAAGAUUGGCCCUUCAUUGCCCAUGUCCCAUUUGUAUUUGUGGAUGGUUAGAACAAUUUCUUAAGAAUCUGAGUCUGAGUCUGAGUUAGAGUCAGCCUCUUCUUCUUCAGAAACAACUGAGAUAAAGAACAAGCUUGGCCUCAAAAUUCGGAACCUUUUCAAAAAUUGCAAUUGUGCAACGACUCAAGAACUAGAAUUCAGUGACAAACUUUGAAGUCAAAGAAGAAUGAGAGAAUGACUGAAUGUGUCUAAUUUGUCCAUUCAUGCACAAAUUCAAAGGUUGUUAUACUCAAAACAACAACAUCCAAGUUUAAGAACUAUCUCUCUCUGCUAAAGCGGUGGCCCUUGCUUCUUGAAUUUUGGUUGUGGAGUCCCUGUGUGAACAUGAGGCAGAAAAACAUGGGUAGGAGGGAAAGACCAUAAGAGUGGAAUCCUCAAUUGCGUAUUUAACUUUUCGAUCACUUGAUUUAUGACACAGAACAAAUCAAGGCAACAACAAACCUGGCUCAAAAUUUUGACCCUGUUCAGAAAGUUUUGGCCCUGAAAUUGUGUGAUAAGUAGUGGACUCAAUACAAUAGAGAAAAACUUUUACCACUUGAGGGGAGUAUCUACCAUGCCAACUAACAGUGUGGGA
This is a messenger RNA of Quercus lobata, 1909 nucleotides long. RefSeq names its product putative disease resistance protein RGA4. The record is from RefSeq and is a predicted model, not a curated record. Lineage: Eukaryota; Viridiplantae; Streptophyta; Magnoliopsida; Fagales; Fagaceae. The transcript has 6 exons. Bases 349 to 1326 code for a protein of 325 amino acids. Gene Ontology annotation, molecular function: protein binding.